AUGGUUUCCAAGGUAAUGAUUUUAGUUGCUUUGGUGGGUGCAGUGUGCGCUGAGCACGCGUUCUCCUCCCAACACAUCCACAAGUACGACGGUCACCACGAGCCCGUACACCAUGGACACCAUCAUGAUUACUACACCCACCCUAAAUUCGACUUCGAGUACAAAGUGAGCGAUCCUCACACCGGCGACCACAAGAGUCAGCACGAGUCCCGCGACGGUGACGUCGUUAAGGGAUAUUACUCGCUGCACCAACCUGAUGGCUCUAUCAGACACGUCGACUAUCAUGGUGAUCAUCAUUCUGGGUUCCAUGCUGAUGUGAAAUACAGUACUCACCAUAUUAUACUGGUUUUGGUCGCGUUGGUGGGCGUUGUAUACGCUGAGCACGCGUUCUCCUCCCAACACAUCCACAAGUACGACGGUCACCAUGAACCCGUGCACCACGGACACCAUCAUGAUUACUACACCCACCCUAAAUUCGACUUCGAGUAUAAAGUGAGCGACCCUCACACCGGCGACCACAAGAGUCAACACGAGUCCCGCGACGGUGACGUCGUCAAGGGAUAUUACUCGCUGCACCAACCUGAUGGCUCCAUCAGACAUGUCGACUAUCAUGGUGAUCAUCAUUCUGGGUUCCAUGCUGAUGUGAAAUAUAGUACUCAUCAUAUUGUACCUCAUCAUCAUCACUACUAA
Molecule: messenger RNA, 690 nt
Organism: Bombyx mandarina (wild silkworm)
Lineage: Eukaryota; Metazoa; Arthropoda; Insecta; Lepidoptera; Bombycidae
Product: cuticle protein 7-like
Cellular component (GO): extracellular matrix
Source: RefSeq, a predicted model, not a curated record